This is a messenger RNA of Cuscuta europaea, 864 nucleotides long. The record is from the annotation of a GenBank genome assembly. NCBI's taxonomy places the organism in Eukaryota, Viridiplantae, Streptophyta, Magnoliopsida, Solanales, Convolvulaceae.
GUGUAUAAAACCUACCGUCCCUUUAAUGAGUCAACGUAAUUAACCUCUUAACUAUUCUGUAGGGUGAUGGUGGGGGCCUUGGGGUUAGGGAUUUUGGACCCACCAAUCUUGUACACCGGUAUAAAAAGAGCAGUCCCGCACUAGAGCGUUUAAAAUUGUAUACGGAGUAUUGAAAAGUAUAAACCCUAGGUUCUCAGUUUCCACCUCAGAUUCGCAUCGCCUGGGUGUGAAGGGAGAGGAGGGAAAGGCAGCCGCAGCCAUGAGUUUGGUAGCUAAUGAAGAUUUCCAGCACAUUCUGCGUAUCCUGAACACCAAUGUUGAUGGAAAGCAGAAGAUCAUGUUCGCCCUCACUUCCAUCAAAGGUAUUGGCCGCCGUUUCGCCAACAUCUGCUGCAAAAAAGCUGAUAUUGACAUGAACAAAAGGGCUGGUGAACUUUCUGCAGCAGAAAUUGAGAAUUUGAUGACAGUGGUUGCGAACCCAAGGCAGUUCAAGAUCCCUGACUGGUUUCUCAACAGGCAGAAGGAUUACAAGGAUGGGAACUACUCGCAGGUUGUCUCCAAUGCGUUGGAUAUGAAACUUAGGGAUGAUCUUGAGCGUUUGAAGAAAAUUCGGAAUCACCGUGGUCUGCGACACUACUGGGGUCUUCGUGUACGUGGACAACACACUAAGACUACUGGGCGCAGGGGAAAGACUGUUGGUGUCUCGAAGAAGCGUUAAACAUAGUUUUCAUUUAUACCCAUUCUGUUUUAUUUAGCUGCUCUGUUUUUUAGGUUUUGGUUUCAUAUACCAUGAAUGGAUGAAGUUCUUUACCAUGGACCUAUAUUUCUUAUCUUGGGAAAGAGGGACCCUUCACAUCUUAACUU